GGACUGUGGUGUGAAAGUUACGAUCAUACCUCUGGAAAACGUUUUAGUAUGCUGGAUGUUGCAGUGUCAACGUGAUGCUUAUUCAUCAGAAACCUUAAAUGUGCGUGUUAAUAAGGCACUAUAAUGGGGAACCUGGUUACUGUGAUCUCCUACAGAGCCUCAGGUGGAACCUGGGAUGUUUAUCUGCACCCGUUUCUACAGUGUGACCCACUUGGAGCCUUAUUCAAUCUGGGACAGGCCAGCCUGUCCGUCUGGGGAUGGGGGGGCCUUGGGAUCCUGCUUUUCCUCAUCACAUUUGGACCCUUUGCCAUAUUUUAUUUGGCGUUUUACAUCUUCUGUUUUUUCGGCGGGGGCUUCGCCGUCACGCUUUUAUUUGGAAAGACAAAUUCAGAAAAACACCUUGAGAAAUGUGAACACUCCUACCUGCCCCCCACCCCGACAGGCAUAGCGAAGACUUUAGAGGAGCUGAAGAAGGAGAUGAGGCCCAUAAAAAUCGACCGGCGUCUGACGGGAUCCAACUUCAUCGACGAGCCUCUGCAACAGGUGAUUCAGUUUGCUCUGAGAGACUACAUCCAGUACUGGUAUUACACGCUGAGCGAGGACGAGUCCUUCCUGCUGGAGAUCAGACAGACUGUGCAGAAUGCUCUCGUGCAGUUCUCCACACGGUCCAAAGAGGUGGACUGGCAGCCUUAUUUCACCACUAGGCUGGUGGACGACUUCGCCACUCAUCUCCGUGUUUUUCGAAAGGCCCAGGAGAGGCUGAACGAGAGAGAGGACCCUAAACAACGUGAUGCACCAGAGGAGCUACUGGAUGCGUUUUUUGAGACCGAGGUGGAGCUGGAGAGAAAGAUCUGCAGAGAUGUAGUGUGCACUUCCCAUAAAGAUGAAGAAGGCUUCCUGCGGGAUCUGUGCGAGGUGCUGCUGUAUCUCUUUCUACCUCCUGGAGACUUCCACAACAAGAACAUGAGAUACUUCCUCAGGGAAAUUUUGGCGAGAGGAGUCCUGCUGCCGCUGAUUAACCAACUAAGCGAUCCUGAUUAUAUCAAUCAGUUCAUCAUCUGGAUGAUCCGAGACUCCAGCUGCAACUACGAAGCCUUCAUGAACAUCCUGAAGCUGACGGACAAGCCGGCCGAACUGGAGGCUGUCAAAGACAAAGUACUGGAGGAGCUCCAGUACCUGCGCUCGCUAGAUACUGCAGGAGAUGAUAUCAAUACUAUCAAGAAUCAAAUUAACAGUUUGAUGUUUGUGAAAAAAGUCUGUGAAACAAGAAUACAAAGGCUACAAUCAGGAAAGGAAGUCGACGCUUUGAAACUCGCGGCAAAUUUCGGCAAGUUGUGUAUAAUCCCGCUGGACCAGAUCCUCGUACACAACAUAGCGCUUCAGUUUUUUAUGGACUACAUGCAGCAGAUGGGAGGUCAGGCAGAGCUGUUCUUCUGGCUGACGGUGGAGGGAUACCGAGUAACGGCACAGCAGCAGCUCGAGGUUCUACAGAGCUGGCAGAAAGACGGCAGGAAGCAGAUCGGCCAGACUAAGGGCCUGUUGAAAGCCGCCGCGCUCAGCGUCUAUGAGCAGUACCUCUCAGAGAAGGCGUCUCCCAGAGUGCAGGUGGACCCGGCCUCUGUGGACAGAUUGGCUGAGAAACUCGACAAAGAAGAUCCGACUCCAGAGAUUUUCGAUGACAUCCAGAGAAAGGUGUAUGACAUGAUGUUGAGAGACGAACGCUUCUACCCCUCGUUUAAGCAGCACCCUCUGUACGUGCGCAUGCUGGCCGAACUGGACAUGCUGAAAGAGCCGAGCUACCGGGGAUCGGAAGACGGAGACAUAGAGUCUUUUAAUGGAUCUCCAACCGGAAGCAUUACUUUGUCAUUGGAUGACCUGGCGAACGCCACGGCAGACGAGUCUUUGCAGCUACACGCUUUUAUUUCCGAUACCGGUGUGUGUAAUGACCACGGGAAGACCUAUGCACUCUACGCCAUCACCGUCUUCCAUAAGAACCCAGACGGUAGCGAGGACUGCUGGAAGACUUACCGUCGCUAUAGCGACUUCCACGACUUCCACAUGCGCAUCACUGAACAGUUCGAGAACCUCAACUCGAUAUUAAAACUUCCAGGGAAGAAAACGUUCAACAACAUGGACAGAGACUUCCUGGAGAGAAGGAAAAAGGACCUGAACGCUUAUUUGCAGCUGCUCCUGAACCCAGAGAUGGUGAAAGCCUGCCCCAUGCUGAUACCUUACAUCCAUGACUUCCUGGAGAACAAGGCAUACAGCAAAGGCAAGGGCGACUUUGCACGAAAGAUGGACACGUUUGUGAACCCUCUGCGUAGCUCCAUGAGGAACGUGUCAAAUGCUGUGAAGUCACUUCCUGACAGCCUCGCUGAAGGAAUGACCAAAGUGUCGGACAACAUGGGGCGCAUGUCCGAGAGACUGGGCCAGGACAUCAAACAGUCCAUAUUCAAGGUGCCCUUAAUUCCGAAGUCGGACAUCGAUCCUGAGCACUGCCGUGUGUCUGCUCAGCUGGAUGACAAUGUGGACGAUAACAUCCCACUGCGUGUGAUGCUGCUGCUGAUGGACGAGGUGUUUGACCUGAAGGAGAGGAACCAGUGGCUCCGCAGGAACAUCAAGAACCUUCUACAGCAACUUAUUAGAGCCACCUACGGAGACACCAUCAACAGGAAAAUUGUGGAUCACGUAGACCUCAUGACGUCUCCUGAACAAGUAGCCGACUACGUCAAGAGGUUUAGAGAUUCCUACUGGCCAAACGGUAUCCUAGCAGAGACGCCACCACGCCGAGACAAGAGCACCCGCAUGAGAACAAGAGUAGCAGCUAAGACCAUCCUCCUGGGCAUCAUGCCAGACGAGCUAAAGCACAUCAUCGGGGCAGAAACCACACGCAAGGGCAUCCUCCGGGUCUUCGAAAUGUUCCAGCACCAGCAGCUGAACCGCCGUCUGGUCUACGUCUUCCUGGAGGGGUUUCUAGAAACCAUGUUCCCUCAGUACAAGUUUCCCGAGCUGUUUAUCAAGCUGCACUCACGCUCGCCGCGCAUCCACACUUAUUCGCAGAAAGUCCGCACUUUACAGAAGAGGUGACGCAGCGGCUCAGGCAGUAGGAAGCACCACUCACAGAAGAGGGAGUGACCGGGCCCACGGCGAGGCUGGAGAAAGACACAGGGCUGGGGGUGUGUGGGUGUGCACGCGUGUAUGAGGGGAUGUGUGUGUGUGUGUGUGUGUGUUGUGGAUCACACACCUCAGCCCUCUCAGUCCUUCCUGUUCUUAAGAGAAGCACUGUAUCCACACAGCUGUAGCAUAGAGGAUUCAUUUUAGCAUUGUGGAGCGUCACCACUAAGAUGCUGCAGUGCCUGACCUGUAACGUCAGCAUUUCAGUAUUUGUAUCUUAUUUUGUCAUUAUUAUUAUUAUUAUUAUUAUUAUUAUUGGGAAGAAGUUGCAAUGUGGGAAGAUUCGCGGUGGAUAAAACCUGUGUUUGCAUUUGUAAAGGUCAUCGAGUCGACGUCAAGACUAAAUGAUUUUAAACGACGUUUUAGACACCGAAAGGAGAGAAAACUGACACACGCGUGGCUCGUACCGAGCCACUUAUCACAAGCGUAUCCGAGGUAAAGCUUGUUUUUAGGCGGGUUUUAAUUGCACCACACGUUUUAGCAAGUGAAAUCGUCAAAUCCAUGCGAGUGAUUCAAUAACCAAAUAUACGCACAGCACUGACAUACAGGCCUUUUGAUUAUUAUAGCCAUCACACGACUCGCUGCGACUUCGGGUGCGUUUCAGACAAACCAGAUUCUGGCGGAAGACACACAAACACACACACACACACACACACACACGCACACAAAUGAUUCGGCACCCUGCAGCACUCCAAGCAUACAGCACUAUGCGUUAAAGAAUGUAUCUGUCUCUGGCAAACCUGUCUGUACUCGUCCUUCAUAUUUUUCCCCCACAGAUCACAUACUGAACAUACAGGAUGUGUACAUGUCUUGAAUACUAGUAGGCUUAUAAAGACCAGUUUGUAGCAUCAAGUUUGAAGUCAGAAGUCUGUGCCAGUUAGAAAAUCAGCCUUAAUACUCUACAACCAAAAGAGAGGUGUGCUUUAGACGUAACGUUCCUUAAACACAUCCACAAGUUUUCAGAGGCGCAUUAAAGAUAUCCAGCUCUAAUCACAACUUUUAUUUACAGAAAUAUGUAAUUUCAUCUUUUGUGCAAUAUUUUUUUUUUUCUUUGCAUGUGUUCAAAUACUGGUAUGAAAAUGAUUUUCAGAUUUGAGAUAAAAUAAUCCAAAAAUAAACAAAAAAAAAAAAUCAUCACAAUACAUUCCGUCGUAAAAGACUCGGCUUUUGUAAAGACUUGUUUUAAAAGUCUGCGUUCGUUUCCUUUCGUCUCCCGGUGACCGUAGUGCUUCCUUGAUGAUGGAUUUCGUGCGUCCGUGCAUGGCAUUUUCACUCCAGGAGAUGAAGCGUUCUAUCAAACCAACGGAGAUCUGUACUGAGAGUUGUGUCUUUGACACUCGUUAAUUCGAGGUUAUAGGGUUGAGAGUUGUAUUGUAUCUCUACCGGAUCUGAAUCGUCAAAGUAAACAAGUCGUGCUUCUCCUCAAGGCUUUACAGCAUGCAGGAAGUGCCACUUGCUAAUCCGAAGUCACACGAUCUCCGUGAAUCGAUCAGCACAGUGAACCUGACUAGAGGUUCAAUCUAAAUUUUUUUUUUUUUUUUAAACUAAAUAGCACUUAAAUUAUAGAGAUGAGGGUUUCUUGAUUCAUUUCUUUCUUUCUUUUUUCCUCUCCACACCCCAACCAUCAUAUGCAGUUUUUAAACCAUUCCCGAUUUCUGGAAAAACUCGGUUUAUUAUCCGCAGCCUUCUGCGAUCGGUUAAACUGACGCUAUACAGAGACGUUUUAAUGCGUUAUCACACUCCACUUUCACCUAGAACCAAGUAAACGGUUCUGUGCAGGUGACGCAGGACAGUGCUGUUGUUUUCUUUUGUGUCGGUUAAAUUCCCGUAUAUAUGAAUCUCUAAUUAUUACCUUGUACAUAUCAGUGUACAGUAUGUGUCAACAGUGUGCCUAAAUGUACUGUCAAUUAUAUUUUCUUAUUUUUUCUUUAACAAACAAAAAAAAAAAAAGAAGUGAAGCUGAAUGUUCUGGUCAGUUGACUGAAAAAAAAAAAAGACUCUAAAAUGGUUUAGAGUGUUUGCAUCCUGCUUCUAAGAUACUCCUUUUGAGCAGCAGAUCUCAGUAUAACACUAAUAAAACUUUGACUAACUCA
Tachysurus vachellii is the source of this 5267-nucleotide messenger RNA. RefSeq names its product sorting nexin 13 (gene snx13). Bases 124 to 3087 code for a protein of 987 amino acids. Gene Ontology annotation, biological process: positive regulation of GTPase activity. The transcript has 27 exons. NCBI's taxonomy places the organism in Eukaryota, Metazoa, Chordata, Actinopteri, Siluriformes, Bagridae. Gene Ontology annotation, molecular function: phosphatidylinositol binding. The record is from RefSeq and is a predicted model, not a curated record. Gene Ontology annotation, cellular component: early endosome.